This is a messenger RNA of Loxodonta africana (African savanna elephant), 3852 nucleotides long. It is a transcript of the gene ERP27, whose product is annotated as endoplasmic reticulum protein 27. The record is from RefSeq and is a predicted model, not a curated record. Gene Ontology annotation, biological process: protein folding; response to endoplasmic reticulum stress. The transcript is spliced from 7 exons. Lineage: Eukaryota; Metazoa; Chordata; Mammalia; Proboscidea; Elephantidae. Gene Ontology annotation, molecular function: protein disulfide isomerase activity. Gene Ontology annotation, cellular component: endoplasmic reticulum. Bases 955 to 1776 code for a protein of 273 amino acids.
AAGAGGGAGUUUCAUUGUUGAGAACAUAUCAGUCCCCCUUUCCAGUGCAAUGGGCAGUGAGCAUUCAGGAUAUGAAUGGCGGAAAAUCUCAUUUUCUUUUUUUUUCAGUGUUAUCAUGGAGAGGUUUCUCCUAAGUUUGAAACCUAUAAAUUCCACUACCUACAGGGAAUCUUGUCUUAGAUUUUCCACAUGCACCUGUGGGCCAAAUCACAUAUUGUCUCUCUCCUGCUUCAGACUUCUCAGUAGGUUCCCUUAACCUACAAAAUGAAGUUGAAGCUCCUAUGCUUAGCAUACAAGGCCUGCUGUGAUCUGGCCCCAGGGUGCCUUUCUGGUACCUUUCACCGUUCCCUUCCUUUUUGUAAUGCUGAAUCACGUAGAAUUCUCUCACAGGUUACAUUGGCAUCUCUAAGCUUUGGCUAGGCUCUUCACGUAAAACUCCCUUCCACCUUUUGUUGCCUGGAAAAAUCUUAUUUCCCUGGAACUCUGCUUGGGUAUCCCCUGUAGGAAGAAAGCGUUCACUAAACCCCACAAUUCUCCUAAAUGCAUUUUGUCCGUUGUCUCAUAGCACUCUAUGAGCUUCUGUAUUUUUUACGUCUUUACAUUUUAUAAUUACAUAAUCUGUUUGUUUGUCUGCCUCUUCCACUAAAAAUCUACGCUGGGAGAGGCUAUAUCAGAUCAUAGUUAUCUUAGUAUCCCUAGUGCUUAGGUCAAUACUUGGCAUAUGAUACUGAAAAGGUUUCCAUUUAAAUGAGCUGGCUCGACUUUCAUAUGGUUGGUUAUAUCCUGAGGCCCUGUCACUGAACUUGGUCUUUUAUCUCAGAAGUUGAAGUUUCCCCUAGAGUCAGCUGCAAAGUUCCCAGAGCACGAACAACAUCAAGGCCAAUUAACUACAGAGUGGCUGCCCCGAGUCCCAAACACAAAGUCCAGGGCUUGAGGAAGGAGCAGGAGAAGGACAUGGAGGCUGCCCAGUCCACUUGCCUGUUUCUCUUAUUUCUCCUCACCUGUGGGCUGCCUCCAAAAGUUGCUGCAGAAGUUCAGGAAUCCUCAGAUGGCCCCAGUGCUUCCCAAGAGCCUGCGUGGCUCACAGAUGUCCCAGCUGCUGAGGAAUUCAUCGCUGCUGCUGAGGUGGCCAUCAUAGGCUUCUUCCAGAAUCUGGAAAUACCAGCAGUGUCUGUAUUUCGCAGCAUGGUGCAGAAAUUCCAAGAUGUGUCAUUUGGAAUCAGCACCAGUUCUGAGGUUCUGACCCACUACAACAUUACCGGAAACACCAUUUCCCUCUUCCGUCUGGUGGAUAACGGACGGCUGAAUUUAGAGAGCAAAGACAUUGAAAGCAUUGAUGACACCAAAUUAAGCCGUUUCAUUACAGUCAACAACCUCCGCCUGGUGACAGAGUACAGCCCUAUGACUGUGGUUGGCCUAUUCAACAGCUUGGUUCCGAUUCAUCUUCUCCUGAUGAUUAACAAGACCUCCCCAGGGUAUGAAGAAAACAUGCACAGAUACCAGAGGGCAGCUAAGCUCUUCCAGGGGAAGAUUCUUUUUAUUCUGGUGGACAGUGGUAUGAAGGGAAAUGGGAAGGUGAUAUCAUUUUUCAAACUUAAGAAGUCUCAACUGCCAGCCUUGGCAAUUUACCAGACUGUAGACGAUGAGUGGGAUACGUUGCCCAUAGCAGGGAUUUCAGAAGAGCAAGUGCAAAACUUUUGUGAUGGAUUCCUAAAGGGGAAACGAUUGAGAGAAAAUCAUGAAUCAGAAGAAAAGGCUCAAAAGGUGGAACUCUGAUUUCUCCAUGAUACUUCUUCCUACCACCAAAUAUCUACUUUAUGCUGAAUAAAAACAGGCAACUCAAACCCUAAAGACACUAAACAGGAUCAUCAGGCCUUCCAACCACACACAUAUGCACACACACAUACACAUAUGCACACAUACAGAUACACACAUACACACACCCACUGCUCUGUUUUAUUCCUUAAAAUCUCAUUUGCUCUUUCCUUUUUUUUAAUUUUCUUUAUCUCUCACUAUCUACCCAAUUUUCUUUUAUGCAUUCAUACUGUGUAGUUUCAUCUGUGAUAUCACUGGUUGAAGGCUUUCAGAUAAACACUGUGAUGCCUACAAAGGAGGCACAUUUCUAGAGAGAUUGUGCUGGUUUGUCAUUUAACACUGAGUUUGUACACUGCAUGACUUAGACACAACAUAGUCUCUGCUGUUUUCGGGUGACUUAAGGGCUGAAGUUUUACCUUACCUCACAAGUACACAUCUCCUCUCUGACUCAGGACCAAGAACAAAAGAAUGGUUUUAAACAGCAUUUGGGAAUUAUGUGUUUUUGCCAGAAGUUAAAUGAGGUUUCCAACACUCUGAACUUAGCAGAAGCAGACCAUGUGCAAACUCCAUGCUUAUUUAGCAUUCCCAACUCCCUGUGUAAAUCAACAACUUGCAUAAUAAAUAAAAGGCAAUAAUGUUAUAGGAAAAGACUGGCAUCUCUUUGCAGGCCAAACCUUUAGUAAAUACCCAGCUGCCCAACUACACAGUAUGUACCUCACCCUUCAAUGCCCACUGUUUAGUAUCAGGCCAUAUGCCACUAACAUGUUAUUGUUUAUUCUGUGGGUGGGACUGGAGGUGGAUAGAGGCCAUCCUGCAUGAGAUUGGCAUAAAUGUAGCAAAACAGUUAGGAAUCGAUUUAGGUAAAUGGUUGGGGAAUGGGUAGGGGGAGGGGAGCUGUGGUGGGCUGGAGUUGACUAAACCAUGGAUUAUUGCAGGUGAGGUGUGCAAUCCAGCCCAUAAGGAAUAGAGGGAGUGUUUGCCCAAGUGUCUCUGGCCCACAGGCUGUUACUGUCAACACACAGAUGCUACAUUGUACCCAGGAGGCCCUUGGCUCAGAAGGAAAGUGCCUAAGUGCUGAAGAGCUGAAAAACCACAUAUGUAUAUCUAAGCAGUGGUCCAAGUAAAGAACAGAGUGAAAGGCAUGGUUGUUCCCUUCUGUGGGGAAAAGUCCACAGCCUCGAAGCUGAGAGUCAGCCGCUGGCAACGACACUGUGAAAGCAGCAGUGUGCAGCACAGCUCUCAGAAACAUGAGGCUGAACUUCUGAGGGGUCACCCAGUCCAUCCACAGGGCUGCACUAAACCACCAAACAGUCUUUUGCUUGAGGCUGAAAAAUAUUGCUAGGGCAGGCACAUCCCAGGAGCCUUUCUUUGGUCAUGUAAGCCAGAGUUCUGGACAUUCUAAGUCAGGAAAUUCUUCCUGAUGUCUAGUCUAGGUCCCCCAGCCACGCAAGCUUAUUUCUUCUCAUCUACCAUCUAUGAACCACCACUAUCUGUCAGUUUAUCAUACUACGGUGGCUUGCGUGUUACUAUGAUACUGGAAGCUAUGCCGCUGGUAUUUCAAAUACAAGCAGGGUUCCCAGUGGUGGGCCAGUAUCAGCAGAGCUUCCAGGCUAAGAUAGACUAAGAAGGGCCUGGUGAUCUACUUCUGAAAAUUAGUCAAUGAAAACCCUAGGGAUCACCACAGAACACUGUCUGAUUACCAACAGUCAUGAAGAUGGCACAGGACCAAGCAACGUUUCAUUCUGUUAUACGCUGGGUUGGAGCCAACUUGAUGGCAAUUGACAACUCUCUGUGGAAAUUCUUAACAGCUGCCAGUCACUAUCUGGCAAAAGACACUUUCAACUCCUUGUUGGUUACUCUUAAGCCCCCUUAUCCAAUCUUCUUUUCUCCAUACUCACAAUCCAACUUCUUUAUCAAUUAUUUCCAAGUUCUUUGAUUCAUCUUGCUCUUUCUCAACUUUCCCCCUUUCUUGCUUAAAAUGUUAGGACCCCCAAGCUAUUGUAGGGAUUUGGCAAAUGCCAAAGAAUAAAUUCCCAU